This is a messenger RNA of Gymnogyps californianus (California condor), 2091 nucleotides long. It is a transcript of the gene LRRN2, whose product is annotated as leucine rich repeat neuronal 2. The record is from RefSeq and is a predicted model, not a curated record. Lineage: Eukaryota; Metazoa; Chordata; Aves; Accipitriformes; Cathartidae. Gene Ontology annotation, molecular function: protein binding. Bases 1 to 2091 code for a protein of 696 amino acids. The transcript has a single exon.
AUGAAACGCUUCCAAACCAGCUCGCUUCUGCUCUGCGUGGUGGCCGCCACUGCCAUCCCCAUCGUGCCCUGGAAGGUCAAAUGCCCACCGCAGUGCGUCUGCCAGAUCAGGCCGUGGUACACUCCCCGCUCGGUGUACCGGGAGGCUGCCACAGUGGACUGCAAUGACUUGUUCAUCUCCGCUGUGCCUGAAGACCUGCCAGAGGGGACCCAGACCCUGCUCUUGCAAAGCAACAAUAUCGCCAGGCUUGAGCAGAGCGAGCUGGACUAUCUCAGAAACCUCUCGGAGCUGGACCUGUCGCAGAACAGCUUCUCCGAUGUCUGGGACUUUGGCCUGAAGAGCAUGCCCCAGCUGCUCAGCUUGCACCUGGAGGAGAACCAGCUUUCUGAGCUGCCCGAUGGCAGCUUCCCCGGGCUGGGCAACCUGCAGGAGCUCUACCUGAACCACAACCAGCUCCGCAGGAUCGCUCCCUGCGCCUUCUCCGGCCUCGGCAGCCUGCUGCGCCUCCACCUCAACUCCAACCUGCUGAGGACAGUCGACAGCCGCUGGUUCCAGAUGCUCCCCAGCCUGGAGAUCCUCAUGAUCGGGGGCAACAGGGUGGAUGCAAUCUUGGAUAUGAAUUUCAGGCCCCUGUCGAACCUGCGGAGUUUGGUUUUGGCUGGGAUGAACCUGAGGGAGAUCUCGGACUAUGCGCUGGAAGGGCUGCGGAGCCUGGAGAGCCUCUCUUUCUAUGACAACAAGCUCGUGAAUGUCCCCAAGCGGGCGCUGCAGCAAGUUCCUGGCCUCAAGUUCCUGGAUCUGAACAAAAACCCAUUGCAGAGGGUCAAGCAAAGCGACUUCACGAACAUGCUGCACCUCAAAGAGCUGGGGCUCAACAACAUGGAGGAGCUGGUGUCCAUAGACCAGUUUGCCUUGAUCAACCUCCCCGAGCUGACCAAGCUAGACGUGACCAACAACCCCAAGCUGUCCUUUAUCCACCCCAACGCGUUCCACCACCUUCCCCAACUGGAAACCCUCAUGCUCAACAACAACGCCCUAAGUGCCUUGCAUAAGCAGACGGUCGAGUCCCUGCCCAACCUGCAGGAGAUCAGCAUCCACAGCAACCCCAUCCGCUGCGACUGCGUCAUCCGCUGGGUCAACAGCACGGAAAACCACAUCCGCUUCAUUGAACCCCAGUCCACGCUGUGCGCCGAGCCCCCUGACCUCAAGAGGAGGCACAUUCGGGAUGUCCCCUUCCGGGAGAUGACAGACCGGUGCCUGCCUCUUAUCUCCACCAAGAGCUUCCCCUCCCACUUAGAGGUGGCGGAUGGUGACAAUGUCUCCUUGCAUUGCCGAGCUCUGGCGGAGCCGGACCCGGAGAUCUACUGGGUCACCCCUUCUGGGGUGAAGCUGAUCCCCUACGCAGAAGAUGGGUGGUACAAGGUGCACCCCGAAGGGACGCUGGAAAUUCAUGGGAUCUCGGCUCGGGAGGCCGGGCUGUACACCUGCGUGGCUCACAACCUCCUCGGGGCAGACACCAAGAGUGUCAGUGUGACGGUCAACCACUCCUUCCCGCUCAGCGAGGACAGCCUGGAGCUGGUGGUGGCGGAUGUCCAGGCCUACCACAUCCUGGUUGCCUGGAAGCCGCAUCUCAACACCGUCUCCUCCAACCUCACCUGGUCCAGCUUCUUGCUUAGCUCCAACUUGGACAUGACCAACGUGGCCCGGAUCCCCAUGGGGACCCACACGUACAACAUCACCCGGCUCCACCAGGACACGGAGUACUGGGCUUGCCUCCACGUGGCCUUUGUAGACUUGCAGGCCAAGGUGGCUUGUGUGAACGCCAGGACUAAAGAGGCUGCCCACCGCUACUGGCUCCUGGAGGGCAGGCAGAGCCUCCUGAUGGUGCUGGUCCUCUGUCUCCUGCUCCUUGCUGCCAGCCUUGUAGCUCGCUACGGCGUCGGGGCAGAGCCCAGGAGGGUCAGGGAGCUGCUCCGGGGUGCCACGGCCAUGCGCGUGGUCUAUCCCCCCCUCACCCAGCCCUGGGCUCAGGGGCAGCGUGGGGGGCAGCUCCUGGCCGUGGAGGUGCAAGCAGCCCCCCUGGACUGCUGA